Arabidopsis thaliana (thale cress) is the source of this 1043-nucleotide messenger RNA. Its product is annotated as Got1/Sft2-like vescicle transport protein family. Gene Ontology annotation, biological process: vesicle-mediated transport. The record is from RefSeq and is marked reviewed. The transcript has 6 exons. Lineage: Eukaryota; Viridiplantae; Streptophyta; Magnoliopsida; Brassicales; Brassicaceae. The coding region runs from base 199 to 726 and encodes 175 amino acids. Gene Ontology annotation, cellular component: endomembrane system; cytoplasm; membrane.
CUAAAGCCUUUUCUUCUUUUCUCCUCCUACGAAGAAAAGUGUCUCUUUCAUUUUUCAGUCUCACACAUUGCGUAAUUUUGCAGAGAAGAUCCAACCAUACUUCAGUUCUACUGUCACAAUUUGAGAAGAAGAAGCGUGAGAUCUGAUCACUAGAACUAGGAAGAAAGAGCUUAGACUACAGAAAGAGGACUUACAGAGAUGGAUAAAAUGAAUCAGGCUAUUGAGAAGAUGAAGAUGUUGGUUGGUAUGGAGGUUGAAGACGAGCAACAAGCUGCUGAUGAAGAAAGCUCGCUCUCAUUCAUGGAAGAUCUUAAUCGCAAUUGCGCUUUAACUACCAAACAGAGAUUUUAUGGCUUUGCAAUUUGCUUGUCAGCAGGUUUGACCUGUACACUUUUGUCGAUGCUUGUUUUCUUUAAUCCGGUCAAGUUUGGCAUCACAUUCACUCUGGGAAAUUUGAUGGCACUCGGGAGCACAGCAUUCCUUAUAGGCCCACAGCGGCAGGUGACUAUGAUGCUUGACCCAGCUCGUAUCUACGCUACUGCAUUGUAUCUAGCAAGCAUUAUCAUUGCCUUGUUUUGUGCUCUUUAUGUUCGCAACAAGCUUCUGACACUGCUGGCUAUCAUUCUUGAGUUCACUGGUCUAAUUUGGUAUAGCUUGAGCUACAUCCCUUUUGCAAGAACCAUGGUCUCAAAGAUCUUCAUGACUUGUUUUGACACCGAGUUUUAAGCUACAGUUUACACACAUCAGGUCAAAGAUUUCUUGUUCCAAAACCUUGAUGCUCUGGCUGAACGAUUGGUCAAUCUCCUCCAAAUGUGUUCAAAGCAGGACUUGUUUGAUGCACCGGUAACGUGCCAUGCCCUUUAUGGCUUAUAAUUGCCUCUUUACAUCAAGUUCACGUCUUCACAAAUCCUAGCACAGUUUUUUGUAUAUUUGCUGUGGAACUUAACGUAGAUUUGGAUGUUAUUGCUGUUUGCUACAAAAUUAAGAUGUUAACUUCACUUGUUUUAGUUUCAUUGUCAUGGUUACGCUAAAGACUUAAUCCA